This is a messenger RNA of Lathyrus sativus (Indian pea), 1131 nucleotides long. The record is from the annotation of a GenBank genome assembly. Lineage: Eukaryota; Viridiplantae; Streptophyta; Magnoliopsida; Fabales; Fabaceae.
AUGAAGACUAUUCCUUUGAUUCUAAUGGGUUGUGGUGGAGUUGGUUCUCACCUUCUCCAACAUAUUGUCUCUUGCCGUUCUCUUCACUCUUUACAGGGACUUUUGUUGAGAGUUGUGGGAGUUGGUGAUAGUAAAUCUCUGACGGUUGUUGAUGAUUUAUUGAAUAAGGGUUUGGAUGAUAGCUUAUUGUUAGAACUUUGCAGGCUCAAGCAUGCCGGAGAAUCUCUAUCGAAACUCGCCGACAGUGGACAAUGUCAUGUAUUUGCACAUCCGGAAUCACAGGAAAAGAUUCUAGACAUUGCAUCUCAACUUGGUAAAAAAUCAGGUUUGGCCUUUGUAGAUUGCUCUGCCAGCUCCAACACUAUUUCAGUGCUAAAACAAGUGGUUGAUAUGGGUUGUUGUGUUGUUAUGGCAAAUAAAAAGCCUCUUACAUCUACGAUGGAGGAUUUUGAACACCUUAUGAAAUAUCCACGUCGAAUCCGACAUGAGUCAACUGUUGGUGCUGGUCUUCCUGUGAUAGCAUCCCUGAAUCGCAUUAUCUCAUCUGGUGAUCCAGUUCAUCGGAUUGUUGGAAGUUUGAGUGGAACAUUGGGAUAUGUAAUGAGUGAGGUUGAAGACGGAAAGCCGCUGAGCCAAGUUGUUAGAGCUGCUAAAAGUCUGGGGUACACUGAACCAGAUCCACGUGACGACCUUGGGGGAAUGGACGUUGCUAGAAAGGCUUUGAUUCUUGCUAGAAUACUUGGACGUCGGAUUAAUAUGGAUAGCAUUCAGGUUGAAAGCUUGUAUCCCAAAGAAAUGGGCCCCGAUGUAAUGACCGUUGAUGACUUUUUGGGUCGUGGACUCUUGUUGCUGGACAAAGAUAUUCAAGAGAGGGUUGAAAAGGCAGCAUCAAAUGGAAAUGUUCUGCGAUAUGUAUGUAUCAUUGAGGGCCCAAGGUGUAAAGUUGGUGUUCAAGAGCUUCCAAAGAGUUCUGCUUUAGGAAGAUUAAGAGGAAGUGAUAAUGUGUUGGAAGUAUACACUCGAUGCUACAGUGACCAGCCUCUGGUUAUUCAAGGUGCUGGAGCUGGAAACGACACAACUGCAGCUGGUGUCCUUGCUGAUAUCGUGGAUAUUCAGGACUUAUUUCCUUGA